Molecule: messenger RNA, 1040 nt
Organism: Cajanus cajan (pigeon pea)
Lineage: Eukaryota; Viridiplantae; Streptophyta; Magnoliopsida; Fabales; Fabaceae
Molecular function (GO): protein dimerization activity; DNA binding
Source: RefSeq, a predicted model, not a curated record
GAAAAACCUGCCAUGGGUUUUAUAUAUGAUGGGAUGGAUUGUGCCAAGGAAAAGAUAAAAAUCAACUUCGGCAAUGUUAAGAAAAGUUAUGAACCUGUAUGGAAUAUUAUUGAUGAAAGGUGGGAUAAACAACUCCAUAGACCCUUACAUGCAGCUGCAUAUUACCUCAAUCCCCAUUUCCAUUAUGACCCUAAUUUUAGAGAUGAUGAUGUUGAGGUUAAACAAGGGUUAUACAAUUGUAUGACAAGGUUGGUGAGUGACUUGAAUGAGAGGAGCAAGAUUGGUACGCAACUUGCUGAAUUUCAUUAUGCUAGAGGGUUGUUUGGUCUUGAUACUGCAGUGGCUAGUAGGAAGAUUAUGCUUCCUGCAGAAUGGUGGGACUUCUAUGGGGAUGGAUGUCCAGAGUUAAAGAAGUUUGCAAUCCGUGUACUAAGCUUAACUUGUAGCUCUUCUGGAUGUGAGCGUAACUGGAGUUCAUUUGAAAUGGUUCAUACAAAGAGAAGAAAUCGCUUGCACCAAAGGAAGAUGAAUGAUUUGGUUUAUGUGAUGUAUAACUUGAAGCUAAAGAGUAAACAAGUGAAAAGAAAUCUUGUUAUUCCUUUUGAUGAACUUCAUUCUGAUGAUGAGUGGAUAACUGAGGAAGGAGAUGCUAUUUUUAAUGGAGAGGAUGUCCAACCACCACUUAGGGAUGAAAAUGAAAAUGUGGAUGAUGGUGGAAAUGUUGAACUAGUUGGAGAUUCAACCAAUCCAACUUUAAAUGACCUUGAGGAUUUGGUCUUUGAUGAUGUGAAUAUUGAAGAACCCUUAUCAUCAGAUGAAGAGGAUGAGCUUGAAGAAAAUGAAGAUGAUGAUGAUGCACAUGCAUUUGUUGGAGGAUUGGACUUUGAUUGAUUAAUUUAGAUCUUGUUUUAUGUUUUUGAUUUGUGGACUUAUGUGUUUUCGACUUUUGGUUGUUUAUGUAUGGUUAAGAUUUGUAUUAUGACAUUUUAUUGUUGUUAUUUGACUUAUUUUAGACUUAGAAUGUUGAAAUAGUGAUAUCA